Messenger RNA from Aricia agestis (brown argus), 1036 nucleotides. RefSeq lists its product as uncharacterized. The transcript has a single exon. Lineage: Eukaryota; Metazoa; Arthropoda; Insecta; Lepidoptera; Lycaenidae. The record is from RefSeq and is a predicted model, not a curated record. Bases 216 to 872 code for a protein of 218 amino acids.
CUCUUUGGUCCUUAUUCAAAACAAAAAAACAUAGGUACUUAAAAACAAACAAUAUGUCAAUGUCGCUAUCGCAAGCCGUAUCGAAUCAAUAGACACCGAUGGAAAGAUAAGAAAAAACGGCUCUUCCAGUGUCCACCCUCUGACGCAAACGCGCGUGAGCGGUACAAUUACCGCGGGCCGGUCCCAAGGUCGCGGGCUGUGUGCGGCCGGACGCCAUGUUGCCCGGUCCACUCGCACCCCUCGACGUCCACAAAACGCGCGCGCUUUCCACCAUUUACGCGCCAAGAAAGUUGAAGUCGCGCAAACAUAAGACGGCCAGAUCCAGGAUGCUGGAGGAUGUACCCAUCAAACCCAGCUUAUCUCCGUUCCAUCCGCUGCCAGCUAUCGGGCAACAUGAGCCCAAGGUGCUAGUUUUCGAUAUCAAGCCCGAGAAGCGCACGAUUAAGCUGCACGAUGUCAAGCCUCUGACGCCACUGAACGUCCACUACUACAGGAAGAAGGAAGUGGAGAAACCGCAGCAGUUGAUACGAGAGAACACGUACGAUGUCCUCGAACCCACUUACUUGAGCGCUUCGAAGGGGAAAGCGAGAGAAACCAAACCGUCGAAAGACGUAGCGAUGUCGCCAAAGACGCGGUUCAAAAACGCCGCGCUGCAAGUCGCGAAACUUACCUCGAAUAAGGAGAGAGGGAAGUUACUCUGCUUGAGAGAAAAGGAGACUUUCACGAUAUGUCAGGAUGAGGAUAAGUUUAGGCUUCAUCGCCUACCCCAGAGUCCUGUUGAGAAGCUAGACAAGCUCACGGAGAUAUUUCAAGGGCUGGAGAUGAAGGGGAGGCAUAGAGAUAAGUUGAAGAAAGAGAACAGUUGGUUUUAAAAUGCUGUGAUGCAAUAUGUCCGUUGAUGCAACGGACAUAAUAUUUAUAUUUUUGUAUGGAUUGCAGUGUUGGAACUUGGAAGUGAUAAUAUUGAUUUUUAACAAGUGUUGAGUAUAUUUUUAAACAGAUUUAUAACACAAAGUUUUUUGCUCAAACACCACUG